UCAGAUAAAGUCGGCACUUGUGCUCAGAUGUCGCGGGUAUCGUGUACCUUAUGACCAGACCAACACUACGACCCUUUUAAAAUUAGGAAACCUUGUGUUUCCAGGGGAAAGGAGAGCAGAAUGACUAUAGCCUCUGAGAGGGUACUGGGUUGCCUUUCCUUGGAUAUUGUCAUAAGUUAACUACGCCCGGCGGGCAUUAGGCGACGUAGACUAGAAAAUCCUCCGCACAGGUGGCCCGGUUCGGGUGUCUCAGGUGAACGGACUCCUCCCCCGGGGAUGGAAUGCGGAAGCGGCGGUAGGAGGAGGAGUUCGCGGAGACAGAGCGGGGAGACUCCCGGAGACAGUGUCUGGGACACUGGGGGGAACCUGCGCUGUACAGUGAGGAGCAGGGCAUUGCGCCAGAGACACGGGAGGCUGCCCCAAGGAAACGGAAGGGCAAGGACUCUGGCACUGCCAGUCCCACCAUGCCCCCCGCUCUAUGAGCCAUGUCCACCCAGACAACCCUUCCGCCGGAGUCGGAACCACCCGUACCAGAACCAGGCGCCAAUGAACCCAAAAAGAAAAAGCACAAAGGGGGCACCCUGCGGCGUGCACUGAGCUGGCUCCGAGGGCGCAAGAAGAAGAAAACAGAGGUCAAGCAGCAACAGGAGGGCAAAGAACAAACAAAGCCCAGUAAGGAACCCAAGCCAAGCCCAGCAGAGGAACCUCUUGACAAUGGCUUCUUUCCUAGAAAACGCACAGCCCUUGUGGAGGAGAUUCACAACCAAGCUCAGGAGGGCCUUAAAUCACUUCAGAGAAGAGAGAAGCAGCAGAACAAGCAUCAGCCCCAAGAGGAGAACCAGAGCCCUUUGCCCCAACCAGACAGUACUGAUAAUGGCUUCCGUACACGAUCUCUAUCCUGUGCCACUGAGACCACUGACGAUGCCAUGACUGUUCGAUCAGAAAUGAUUCAGCGCAAAGGUUCAACUUUUAGACCUCAUGACUCCCCCAGUGUCUUCUCAGGGAGACAAGGACGAAGGCGCAAGGAGAAAAGAGCCACUGUCAUGGGAGUCCCACAUCUCGUAGCUGCAGAACUGGGUUUGCAGUCUUCCGGUUUACCGGCACACCGUGGAAUUCAUGAACUUUUCCCUAAAGAUGGACAGACAGCUGGAAAGCAGGCACCUAUUGCUGGAAUGAAUGGCAUUUCAAGAGCAGAGGAUAAUUUUGUGGUUAUUCCAACGGUAGAUGGUAACGCAACAUCAACUCCACAUGAAGGAGCUCAUAUCUCUUUAGCAGCUCUGGAGCAGACUGAGGCUAAAUUGCAGCGACAUAUUGACAGGGUGUAUAAGGAUGACAGUUACAUUGACUUGAAAUCUGGCCCCAAAAUAUCCCCUCUGCUCCUUCGUCCAAAGUCUCUUGCUGUACCUGGGAUGACUACUCAUUCACCUCAGAGUGACAUGAGUCCUGUCAUGUGCAUAUCACCCCAGGCCACAUACAUGUCCAAGAUCAUUCCAAAUGCUGUGCUGCCACCUAUGGUGGAUGUAGUGGCUUUGAGCCACUCCAGUGUCCGAACCUUAAGUCGCUGUAGCCUAGCCUCUGCCAGCCCGGCCUCUGUGCGUGGCUCACUCCACAGGGGAAGAGGCCAGUCCUUUUCAAGUGACACAUGGAGUCGCUCACAGUCAACAGAGACUAUUGUAUCUGACUCUUCCACUAUCUCCUCACAUGGUGGGGUGCGGGAAUCAAGUGAGAAACAUGAGUCUCGACUUAGCACUGGGAGAGCAUCACCAGCUCCCAGCACAGGCACCCAAGAUGGCUCAGAUUCCGCUAGCCUGUGCAGUGCUCGAUCUUCCAUUCGCAGUGUAUCUCUGAGAAAGAGCAAGAAAGCUCCCACUCCCCCUAAGCGAACCUAUUCUCUGCAACAGCAGAGGGAGAUGGGGCUUCCUCCUAGGCCCGAGAGAAAACAGGCCCCUAAACCUACUGUUGCACGGGAUCCUUGGGUGCCUAAAACAGAAGCAGCAAUGUUAGACAAUGAAGUGUUUUUACCAACCAUGUAUAGUGCAAAGCUAAGUUCACCAAGCCGGUCAGACAGGACUCUUUCUCCAUCCAGUGGAUACUCAAGUCAAAGUGGCACUCCUACAUUGCCUCCCAAAGCCAUGCUUGAAUCCUCAGAAUCUCCUGGUUCCCACAGGAGAACUCCUCCAAAACCAGAAAGAACAAGUUUGCUGAGAGCAAAGGAGGGAUCAUCAGUAAGCACUAACUCUUCUGCUGAAGCUACUUCUCCUAUUUUGGCCAGCCCAGCCAGAGUUGGUACUUCAGUGGGAGAACAAGGGAGGCUAGGUUUAAUACCUCCACAUCCAAUUGUGCCUGCUCCUUUAUGCCCUCCUCCAAGCAAGAUUAGUGGACUUGUGAACACACCGAGUGGCACACCAGAUGCAUCACCACCUCCUUCUCAUCACCCCACACCACCACCUACCAGAAAAUCUGACUCAGAAAGACAGAGUAUGCUCAUCUCUCAGAAAAUCUUUGAACAAAGAGAAAUUCUGUGGCCACCACCUCCUCCUGAUGUCCCUGAUUUACAAGAUACGUCUAUGGCAGAUUUUCCUCCUCCUGAGGAGGAACUUUUCCUGCCCCCACCACCGUCACUGGACUCUGCAUGUGAUUCUCUACUAAAUUCAGAUAAAAUAUGUAUUGUUUCAUAUAAAGAGGAGGCAAAAAGUUGCAGGGGGCCUUCUCAGUUACCUAUUGAACACAUGGACAUUUCAGUUGCCGCAGAGGCCCAACCUGCUGCUCUCUCUUUUCUUGCUCCUGAUUCUACAUCUUCAACUCAUUCCACAGAGCCUGUUCCUGUUUCUGUUUCUAAAGUUAAUUCAGCAGAUACUUCAACAAUGUCUACACCUGUAUCUGUGCCUCUUUCCAUAGAUCCAUCGUCUGCCUUUGUGCCUACGCUCCCACAGCCCAUUCCUGCCUCUGCAACAAUUCCCACAGUAUUUGCAUCUGCCUCUGUGCCUCCUCUGACAGAGACCAAACCUGUGUCUGUGCCUCCUCUCGCAGAGACCACACCUGUGGCUGUGCCUCCUCUCACAGAGACCACACCUAUGUCUGUCCCUCCUUUCACAGAGACCACACCUAUGUCUGUCCCUCCUUUCACAGAGACCACACCUAUGUCUGUCCCUCCUUUCACAGAGACCACACCUAUGUCUGUCCCUCCUGUUACAGAGAUCACACAUGCUUCUGUGCCUCCUCUCAUAGAGACCACACCUACUUCUGUGCUGCCUCUCCCAGAGACCACACCUUCUUUUGGAAAGCCUACACUUCUUGGGGUGCCAGCUAUCACAGAUGUUUUACAUGCUCCUCUUGUGCCAUCUGUAACUUAUAAAUCACAUACUGUUGCCACACCAUUAGUGCUAAACUGUGCCACCAGCACUGUGCCCACUACAGGAUCAGAUGUUGCUAAGGACUCAUCUAUAUCCACAGUGGAUCCAGCUAUUUCCACAACUGCAUCUAGAAGCACAGUUUCUAUGGCUCCUGUGCCGUUAUCACAAACCUCUAGAUCAUCCAUCCCACUGGUGCCAGGUAGUCCCAGGCCCAAGCCAAGCACAUGGAAGCCAGUGAGUGCCCCUUCGAAAAAGAUUGCAGCUCCUAAUCAGUCUGUUGCUGCUACACCAAAGGAGGAUGCUAACUUGCCUAUUGUGACCCCUUCUCUGCUACAGAUGGUUCGACUGCGCUCUGUACAAGUCAGAGGUCCACAGGAGCACAAAAACCAGGCAUUUUCUGGAGUCCCUGUACCGCAAAAACCUGUACGGAAAUCACUCUCUCUGAGAUCCCCACCUGGCUUUAAUAGCCCUGCUGGGGAAAGCAAUGUAGAAACCACAAAGCCACUACAGAAAAUUGCAGAGCCUGAACAAACCCCCUCUGCACAAAGAUCUCCUGCCUCUGCUGCCAGUUUUGUGUUUUCCCGGGGGUCAAAAAAGUUUGUGUUUGAGCCUCCAGCAUCAGAAGAGGCUGAAGCAUCACUGAAGAGAAACCUAGUGGCAGAACUUAAAUCACAGGGCAUACCACGGAGCCCAGAGGAGAAACCCCCGCUACAGAGAAAGCCAAGUAAAGUUCCUCCACCAGUAGCAAGAAAACCAUCACUAGCAAAACCACGAACAUCAACCAGCUCUGACAUCUCGACAGGAGACAGCAAUGGAAGUGCGUGUACACCCUGUGACACAAGACCAGCUCCACCAGCAACAGGGACAAAUGCAGCUGAAACUCUGGCUGGCCAUGAGCAGCAGCAACCCAGACCUGUGGAGCAAGAAUGAUCCAUUGUGAGAAAUACUUAAGGUGAUGCAGCCUCAGGGAUGCCUCUGCUGAACACCUUCUACUACCGGAAUCACGAGAUUUGCCUUAAUUUCUUAUUAGCUGUGGUAUUUAUGCAAAAAGAGGUGUUAGUUUUUACUUUAUUGAAUCUUUACUGGAAUAUCUGCUUAAAUUUAAAAGGAUGGAAUUAUUUUAAUAAGAAGAACCUUGCUUCUUCUUUCUGACUUCAUGGAUAGUCUUGCAUCCAUUUAGGGGGAUAUUGCCUAGCAACCUGCAGCCUUAACCAGAGCUUGAUGUGUAAACCUUAUUUGUAAAUUUUACAGGUACUUUAUUCAGGCUUUAGCUGCUGGUGCAGCCACAGCCUUUCUGCCAGACCACAAGCAUUAUAAACUCUUAUGCUGCACUCAGUGUGUAAUUAAAAAGAAUUGUCCUGCUCCCAGUUGCAGCAGCCAGAGAAUCAUAAAAAUGCUGAUGUUCUGAUUAAAAUUUGCACAAGCUACUGUAAAUCAACACACUUUCUUAAGAUGCUGCACCUUUUAUUAUUUUCAUUUUAAUCCUGUGGAUCCUGAAAUGUAACGCUUUUAGGAAUAACUUUUAAGAAAACUUGAUUUUAAGCCUGCACACUACUGAAAGGGUUGGGGCCAAUGGGUAAAAAAUGUACUUAGUGU
Molecule: messenger RNA, 4949 nt
Organism: Xenopus tropicalis (tropical clawed frog)
Lineage: Eukaryota; Metazoa; Chordata; Amphibia; Anura; Pipidae
Gene: nhsl3
Product: NHS like 3
Exons: 7
Coding region: 486-4283 (1265 amino acids)
Source: RefSeq, a predicted model, not a curated record